Messenger RNA from Guillardia theta CCMP2712, 300 nucleotides. RefSeq lists its product as hypothetical. The coding region runs from base 1 to 300 and encodes 99 amino acids. The transcript is spliced from 4 exons. The record is from RefSeq and is a predicted model, not a curated record. Lineage: Eukaryota; Cryptophyceae; Pyrenomonadales; Geminigeraceae.
AUGUGGAUGAACGUUUCUCGGGAAGCUAUGCUUGCUCUCGACGAGAUGAUCACAGACGGUCUUGUCUUCAAGGUUCGAUCGAUGAUCGGCAUCGGGAUGGAGCCUGCUGUCUUAUUGCAAAUCACACCUGAUGGGGAGGAUCUCGUUGCUACAUUCCCGAAAGAAGACCAUGUUGCGAUAGAUCGCUUCUUGUCGCGCAACUCCGGCAACGGAAUUUGUGAGACGUCGAACGUCACUAAGAUUGUUGACAUCAACUACGUCACCAGGUUCCCGAUGAUGUCUUGUCUUGCUGCAAGCUGA